Messenger RNA from Monomorium pharaonis (pharaoh ant), 1951 nucleotides. Its product is annotated as serine/threonine-protein phosphatase 2A activator. Gene Ontology annotation, cellular component: cytoplasm; protein phosphatase type 2A complex; nucleus. Lineage: Eukaryota; Metazoa; Arthropoda; Insecta; Hymenoptera; Formicidae. Gene Ontology annotation, biological process: mitotic spindle organization. Gene Ontology annotation, molecular function: protein tyrosine phosphatase activator activity; peptidyl-prolyl cis-trans isomerase activity. The record is from RefSeq and is a predicted model, not a curated record.
CGCUGAUUAGUGAUCCGCUCGUUCCGAUUCUGUUUUCUGAGCCCGUGGGGAACCGGCCUUAAAUAAAAUUUCGUAAGGUCGGCACACGAAUUUCAAAUAGCAGCUUUUUUGGCGUGUCCGCAUGACAUUUUUUUAAGUCGUGCUUAAGCGAGGUGAGAGAUUGACAAUCGAACGAUUUCGUUAGAAGGUCAUGAGAGUCAUUAAUUAUUACCUCUGUCUAUAAUUUAUUUACAUACGUCAUAUAUGAAAUAAUUUACAUGGCAAUUUACGCGCUACCGUUGCCCGAAAGUGUCUCUUAUCGCGGCGCUGCGAAGAAAACGCUUCAGUAUUAGGUUAGGUUUCAUCGCAUUCCUCCUAUCCGGGAUAGAACGGGAUAGAGCGAUAACGGAUGAUCGAGUCAUCUAAUUGCGUUUAAUCGUCGCGUCUAACUAAAAUGCUGUCAGUUGUUAAAAAUACCAUUGUGUUGCCUUAACGGAGCCCAUUGAUAUCGUAGUCAAAUCCUCAAGCGUUCAUCAUGUCAACGCCAAAAUUUCCUUUGACAGGAACACAUAUGUCAUCCAAGCCACAUGAAUUUGUCGUUCCAAAAAAGCGCGUCAAGACACAAAAUGAUUUGGCACUUUGGAAAAGAUCAGAAGCUUACUAUUAAUACUUUUUACAUAAAAUAUUGUUUACAGGAAUACUUGGGUUUAUUUUAGCCUUAAACGAUGCUGUUCAGGGACACGCUUUGGAUGCAGAAUGUCCACAGUCACCUGCAAUAGGCAGUGUUGUACAGAUGUUGAACAAAUUUGAUGCAUGGAUAACAGAAAUUCCACCUACUGAACAACCGCAGCGAUUUGGCAAUAAAUCGUUUCGCACAUGGCAUGAGAGACUGCAGCAGAAUGCUGCAGAGGAAUUGAAACAAGUGUUGCCAGAAGAUUUGCAUCGCGCAAUUCCAGAGAUAGUGGAGUAUUUAUAUGAAAGUUUUGGGAAUCCAACUCGUAUUGAUUAUGGAACAGGUCAUGAAAUGGCUUUUCUCAUGUUUCUCUGCUGCAUGUUCAAAAUAGGCGUGUUUGAAGAAAGUGAUAAGAUUGCUACUGUAAUAAAAGUAUUUAAUAGGUACCUAGAAUUGGCACGCAGACUUCAGUUGACGUAUCGCAUGGAGCCUGCAGGUAGUCAUGGCGUUUGGAGCUUGGAUGAUUAUCAAUUUGUGCCCUUUAUAUGGGGAAGUGCUCAGCUUACUGGACAUCCACGAAUAGAACCACGUCACUUUGUAGACCAAGGUAUCGUGGAAUCUUACAGCAAGAAGUAUAUGUUUCUUGGCUGCAUCGAAUUUAUUUUAAAGGUACGUAAAAUAGGACCAUUCGCCGAACAUUCAAAUCAGUUAUGGAAUGUUAGCGUAUCUUCGUGGUCGAAAGUGAACAGCGGUCUUGUCAAAAUGUAUCAAGUGGAGGUAUUGUCAAAAUUUCCUGUUAUCCAACAUGUUUUCUUUGGUUCUCUGCUACCAUUUACACCAAUGGUUCCAAAAUGUUCUGAACCGAUCAUCGUCCCAAAUUACAGAGGAGCCCCUGUUGAUGACAAUGACCCACCACCAGCAGUGCCGCAAUGAAAUUAUAUACAUAAUAAAUAUUGUUAUUGUGGACUACUUUACCACACUUUUCCCAGUAUUUAUUAUAAAAUUGUACAUUAUUACAGCCCUUCGCUCCCCUUUAUUCUUAAUACUUUUAUCGCUUUGAAUGCAUUUCUUUAGUUUGUAGAAUUUCAUGUUAUAAUCAUUAUGAAGAAGCAAUAUCUUUAUAUUUUGUUAGGACUGAUAUAAAUCAUAAUAUUUGAUGAUGUGAUCUGGAGUUAUUUAAAAAAAUUGGUAACGAUUUGUUAAGAAUGUUAUUUAAUGUGAUGAAAGCUUGUUUAGAAAAUUUAAUGUGCUCAAAAUGUUAUGAUUCUGUAAGCAUUAAUUUGCUCUUAAUAAAAAAAA